AUGCAAGGCCCUCCUGGUCUGCCUCCUCCGGCCCCAUUCUACCCCGGCGGAUACCCUCCUCCGCCGGGCUGGCCUGGUUACCCUAUGCCAUUUGUUCCGGUGCAAGGGUACGGAGCUCCACCUGGUGCGUAUCCUCAACCCGGAGGAUACCCUCCGGCCGGGUAUCCACAACAACAUGGCCAUGCGCAGCCCGCUGGCUAUGCCGUCCAUGAUAAAUCGAAGAAGAAGUCUUCAAAGAAAGGAAAAAAAGGUAAGGGUGGUGGCUUCGGCUCAUUCCUCGCCGGUGCCGCUAGCGGUGCAGUUACGGUACUUGGAGCUGUAUUGGCUGAAGAUGAAGAACAGUCUUCUGGCAAGUUCAAAUGGAAGUGA
This is a messenger RNA of Triticum turgidum subsp. durum (durum wheat), 369 nucleotides long. Lineage: Eukaryota; Viridiplantae; Streptophyta; Magnoliopsida; Poales; Poaceae. The record is from the annotation of a GenBank genome assembly.